Cimex lectularius (bed bug) is the source of this 1783-nucleotide messenger RNA. RefSeq names its product probable cytochrome P450 6a14. The record is from RefSeq and is a predicted model, not a curated record. The transcript is spliced from 5 exons. Lineage: Eukaryota; Metazoa; Arthropoda; Insecta; Hemiptera; Cimicidae. Bases 208 to 1755 code for a protein of 515 amino acids. Gene Ontology annotation, molecular function: monooxygenase activity; iron ion binding; oxidoreductase activity, acting on paired donors, with incorporation or reduction of molecular oxygen.
AAAGCGAGGGUGCCGAUAUUUAGAGUGUGUCGAUCUUAUUUCUUAUCUUCAAAAUUGGAAUUUUUGACAUUGAAGAGGAUCGUUGGGCAAUAUUUCGAAUAGAGAUUCAAGGGCGAUGCGAACACGGUUGGCUCAAGGGCGAACGAACCGAGGUGGGGGAGUUGAAAACCAAAGUCGCCUAUUGACUUAAUUGACCCAUUGACUGUCAUGUCGCCGGUGCUUGCUUCUCUCCUGGCCGUGGCGGCAUCCCUUCUCGCCUAUGCCGUCUACAGGAUGAAGAAGAUCUACAGAACGUGGAAGGAUCGAGAAGUGAAAUACGAAGAACCAUGGCUUUUUUUCGGAAACUCGUUGAGAACCAUUCUAAAGCAGACGUCCCAGGGCGAGAGGUUUAAGGAAAUCUGCGACAAGUUCCCAGACGAUAAGAUAAUCGGCAUGUACGACUUCCUGCAGCCGAUUCUGGUGGUCAAAGACGCCGAAGUGGCAGAAGCAGUGUUGGUGAAGGACUUUCCCCAUUUCCUCGAUCGCGGUAUGGAAGUGGACGAAAACACCAACCCUCUGGAUGUCAACCUCUUCUCCAUGACUGGAAAAAGGUGGAGAGCUUACAGGAACAGGUUGUCACCGAUUUUCACCACAGGGAAGCUGAAGACGAUGUACGGACUGAUGACUGAGAUCGGCGAGAACUUGGUUAAUGCGAUUGAAAAGGAGUCGACGGAUUGCGUCGAUUUGAAAGACGUGUUCGGCCGUUUUUCGAUGGACGUCAUAGGCAAUUUCGCGUUCGGUUUCGACCCUGGCACCCUGGCGGACCCUAAAUCCGAGUUCAGAACGAUGGGAAAGAAGUUCUUCGAAUUCACCGCUUUCCAAAUCCUCAAAGUCGUCAUCAUCUUCAAUUUCCCUAACUUAGCGAAAAAGUUGGGCCUCUCCUUCAACAAGAAGGUGCAGGAUUAUUUCGUCAACAUCAUCAAGGACACGAUUGACUACAGGGUGGAAAAGAAUUUCCGGAGGAACGAUUUCCUUGACCUCAUGCUUCAACUCAGAGAGAAAGGUUCCGUGGAAAUAACAACAAAAGACCCCAGUGAUGAUUACCUCGAAAUCGGGAAUAACACUUACACGACAGAAAAAUUCGAAGUGACAGAUAACCUGAUGGUUGGGCAGGCUUUCAUCUUUCUGACAGCCGGCUUUGAGACGACAGCUGCAAUCAUGGACCUCGUCUGUUACGAGUUUUCCAAGAAUCCCGAGAUACAGGAACGAGCGAGAAAUGAGGUCAUAGAAAGAGUGCGCCAUCAUGGAAAACUCAGCUUCGACUCCGUCAAGGACAUGACUUACCUGGACAUGUGCCUGAAGGAGACGAUGAGGAAGUACCCACCAGUGCCCGGGGUCAUGAGGAUUUGUGCGAAAGAAUAUACUUUCGACAAUGGAUUGACCGUCCACCCGGGUGACAGACUGUUGAUCGCCUUGUAUUCAAUCCACAUGGACCCGACCUACUUCCCUGAACCAUCAAAGUUUGACCCUGAACGCUUCGGACCUGAUGUCUUCCAGAAGCCCUGCGCCUUUUUGCCAUUCGGUGAAGGGCCGAGGAUGUGCAUCGCUAUGAGGUUUGCCUUACAAGAGAUGAAGUUCUGCUUGGCAAAGAUGCUGAUAUCGUACAGCCUCAAGCUGAACCGAAAGACUAAAGAACCAUUGGUAUUUAACAAAAAGACCUUCUUCACCACUCCUCAAGACCCAGUUUACUAUGACCUGGAAAAGGUCGCCUUAUGAUGAUUUGAAAUAAAGUGUUUUAAUUUGA